AUGUUUACUUCAAAGAAAAGAUCAAGUUCUCUCACUAUUAUUGAUCCAAUGAAACUUGAAAAGUGUGACAUGCCAAAUAAACACCAACAAUUAAAUCACUCCAAGUCAUAUUUAAAUCAAAUAGUGUCGCUGAACACCUCAAAGUUACCACAACAAGAGGGUGCCACUGAAAUAUGUUUGGAUCAAUCACAGAACCAACUCCAGAAUACAUCGUGCUCUUCUUUGGAGAACAAUCACAGUCAAUCAAACCUAAAUCAUUGUUUAUUGAAUAAUAAUACCAGUAGUAUAUACAAUAGUUUAAAUAAUUAUCGAUUAUUCCCCAUUGCACAUCACCACAACAACACCAAUCUAUUAAAGAAUCAUAAAACAUUUAAAUCCCUAUUCAAAUCAUUCACCAUCUUCCAGAAAAAGAAAGAAUGUGAUCCAAAGAUUACAGAGUUUAUAAAGAUGGUCGAUACUCACAGGGAAUUCUUUAAGAAGGCUCCAGAAAUCGAUAAAUUUGUUUUAACUCUUUCCUAUUUAUAUUUAAAGAGAGCUUUUCCAGAUGAAUAUAUAACAUCAGAUGUUUUCUUUUAUGCUUUAUAUUUAGCUUGGGAAACGGAAGAAGAUUCAACAUUAGGUCUUGAGAGUAUUAUUCAUUAUGUGAUUGGAAGUUAUCCAUCAUCAAAAAACAAAGAUAAGAAUCAGAGAAAACAAGAGAUUUUAGAGUGGAGAAUGAGACUACGACAAUUCCACAACGGUAAAGACAUUCUAUGGAAAGUAUUAGACUACAAGACAGUUAUCGAUUUCCCACAAAUUCAAAAAGCUUCAAAGACUUUUCCACAUCAUGAUAUUCUAAAGAGAGAGAGAACCUAUUCUCAAUCAAUUAAAUUCUUUUAA
Heterostelium album PN500 is the source of this 879-nucleotide messenger RNA. RefSeq lists its product as uncharacterized. Lineage: Eukaryota; Evosea; Eumycetozoa; Acytosteliales; Acytosteliaceae. Gene Ontology annotation, molecular function: protein kinase binding. The transcript is spliced from 2 exons. The record is from RefSeq and is a predicted model, not a curated record. Gene Ontology annotation, biological process: positive regulation of cyclin-dependent protein serine/threonine kinase activity. The coding region runs from base 1 to 879 and encodes 292 amino acids.